UUCUAGGGGAUGAGAUUGGUCUCACGUGAAUUACACGUGAAAAGUUUCUAUACCCAGCGUCACUACAACCCCCACGCCCAUCGUCCGUUGUAGGCGACGAUCAUACGAAGACGCUCGCCGCGCCGCGCCCUCGUUAUCCUUCGAAGUGAAGCACAACUGCGCUCUCCCUAUGCAGCAAGCUCUUUUUGUAUCGACUGCGUCGCAGGUGACAGCAACCAUUGUUGUCUCUUCUGCCUAUGCCCCCUUCAUAUUCGCCGGAACUUCAUCAUAGCGAUCGUAAAGUAGUUUAGAAGAGCAUGUCAUUUCCAAUUUUUCCUUCCAAGCGUUCUUAUGAAAGAAAUCCCUUUGAGUUGAAUGGGAGGGGAAAAUGGCAAAAGACAGGACCUCAUUCAAAAAAGCAGAAACAGAUAAAAAGCUCCUCCUGGGGCUACCAUGUUCCGUAUUCUUUGUCCUGCAUCAAAAUCUGGCAGUUUUGUUGGUGACAGUGGAGAAAUUGUUGCAAGGAUACAGAAAGAGACUGGUGCCAAAAUUAGACUUGAAGAAAUUGUUUCUGGCUGUGAUGAGAGACUUAUUCUUAUCACUGGAUCAGAGAAAGAUGCAGAACUUGGCAAUGAACCUAAAAAAGAAGAUGAAGUUUCUGAAGGUAGUGAUAAUCUCAAGGAAAGUGCUGAGAAUGUUGGUGAGUCCGAGGACUCUUCUGCGCCAGAAAGCACAAAGGUAGAUGAAGGACCACCAUUAUUAGUUAAUGCUCUCUUACUUAUUUUUGAGAGAAUUAUUGAAAAUGAACCGGACAAUGAGGUGGAUGAAGAAGAAAAUAAGAAGCAAACUACAGUUUCUGCAAGAUUGUUAAUUCUGUCUAACCAGGUAGGUUGUCUACUUGGGAAGGGUGGGAGUGUUAUUAAGCAAAUAUCAGCAGACAGUGGGGCCCAGAUUCGUAUACUUCCAAAAGACAAACUUCCUUUGUGCGGCACACAGCAGGAUGAAAUUGUCCAGAUAACUGUAGGGGUUGAUUCAGUGAAGAAAGCUCUGCAUUUAGUUGGUCAGCAACUCCUAGAUAACCCAACACGUGAACGUGAUUCUUUUCCUCUGGCAAAUUCUUCUGGUCCCUUGUCACAUCCAUUCGCUUCUAUUCCUCAGUCAGAAGGUUUCCACCACCAAAUUUUCAUUAUCCUCCUCAAGGACCACCUUUCUCCAACAGGCCCCAUGACAUGACUGACUUCCAUCCAGGCAUGGGCCCACCUUUUCCUAAAUUUCAUGAAAGUGGACCACCCAUACAUCCUCAAAUCUCUCCAGAGCCCAUAACUUUCAGGUUACUCUGCCCUGCUGAGAAGGUUGGGAGUGUGAUAGGGAAAGGAGGGAACAUUGUGAAAACUCUUCAAAGUGAAACUGGUUGUGAAGUUAAAGUUACAGAGACAAAUCCUGAAUCAGAGAAUUGUAUUAUAAUCAUAUCUGGUGUUGCAGUAAGCUCCUUUGUCCCUACUCUUUUUAAUAGCACACUGGUUAUUAAGUUAGUGAAUAAAGACUGAUAUUCUCUUUUCACGUUUAAAUAUUAAAUUGAUCCAAUCCUUCUUGUUGUAACUUGUAUGAUGUUUCACAAGUGUUUAGAUACACAGUGUCUUAUUGUGAAUUACGUUGUUAUUGUGCAAUUUGAGGGUAUAGGUAAAGCUAAGCACUUAGAUUCAUUACAA
Zingiber officinale is the source of this 1688-nucleotide messenger RNA. RefSeq names its product KH domain-containing protein HEN4-like. Gene Ontology annotation, cellular component: cytoplasm; nucleus. Lineage: Eukaryota; Viridiplantae; Streptophyta; Magnoliopsida; Zingiberales; Zingiberaceae. The transcript has 4 exons. Gene Ontology annotation, biological process: regulation of gene expression. The record is from RefSeq and is a predicted model, not a curated record. Gene Ontology annotation, molecular function: mRNA binding. The coding region runs from base 433 to 1212 and encodes 259 amino acids.